UUAGGAUCACCUGGGAUCCGCUCAAGAAAUCCAGUGCUCUCUUAGGGGGUUGGGAGAGUAGGGUGCCAGACGGCACCCGAUUCGGGAGAGGGCUCAGCGAUCUUCUUGCUCUAUAAGGCGCGAGAGAGAAGCGGCGGCGGGUUUCCAGGGUCUGUCUGAGGCUGGGGAGUUGUAGCUUCCGAUCAGGCCGACGGGGCCUGAGGGGAGCCCUCCUGUGAUCCCCGGGCCCCGAAGGAAGAGCCUAGAGGCUAAGCACCAUGGCAUCCAUCCUGGACGAGUACGAGGACUCGCUGUCCCGCUCGGCCGUCUUGCAGCCGGGCUGCCCUAGCGUGGCCAUCCCCCACUCGGGCUAUGUGAAUGCCCAGCUGGAGAAGGAAGUACCCAUCUUCACAAAGCAGCGGAUCGACUUUACACCUGCUGAGCGAAUCACCAGUCUUGUAGUGUCUUGCAAUCAGCUCUGCCUGACCCUGGGGAAGGAUACCCUCCUCCGCAUCGACUUGGGCAAGGCCAACGAACCCAACCAUGUGGAGCUGGGGCGAAAGGAUGAUUCCAAAGUGCACAAGAUGUUCCUGGACCCUACCGGCUCUCAUCUGCUGAUUGCUCUGAGCAGCACUGAGGUCCUUUACAUGAACCGUAAUGGACAGAAGGCACGGCCGCUAGCUCGCUGGAAGGGUCAGUUGGUGGAGAGUGUGGGCUGGAACAAGGCACUGGGCACCGAGAACAGUACGGGCCCCAUUCUGGUUGGAACUGCCCAAGGCCAGAUCUUUGAAGCAGAGCUCUCAGCCAGUGAGGGUGGACUUUUUGGCCCUGCCCCAGAUCUCUACUUCCGUCCAUUGUACGUGCUGAAUGAAGAAGGGGGUUCAGCACCUGUGUGCUCCCUGGAGGUGGAGCGGGGCCCCGAUGGGCGUGGCUUUGUUAUUGCCACUACUCGCCAGCGCCUCUUCCAGUUCAUAGGCCGAGCAGCAGCAGAGGGGGCUGAGGCCCAGGGCUUCUCAGGGCUCUUUGCUGCCUACACAGACCAUCCACCCCCAUUCCGUGAGUUUCCCAGCAACCUAGGCUACAGUGAGUUGGCUUUCUAUGUACCCAAGCUUCGUUCUGCUCCCCGGGCCUUUGCCUGGAUGAUGGGGGAUGGAGUGUUGUAUGGUUCAUUAGACUGUGGCCGUCCUGACUCCCUCCUGAGCGAAGAGAGAGUCUGGGAGUACCCAGAGGGAGUAGGGCCUGGGGCCAGCCCACCCCUAGCCAUCGUCUUGACCCAGUUCCACUUCCUCCUGUUGCUGGCCGACCGGGUGGAGGCUGUGUGCACUCUGACAGGGCAAGUGGUGCUACGGGAUCACUUCCUGGAGAAGUUUGGGCCACUCAAACACAUGGUGAAGGACUCCUCCACAGGCCAGCUGUGGGCCUACACUGAGAGAGCUGUGUUCCGCUACCACGUGCAGCGUGAGGCCCGGGAUGUCUGGCGCACCUACCUGGACAUGAACCGCUUCGACUUGGCCAAGGAGUAUUGUCGGGAGCGGCCUGACUGCCUGGACACAGUGCUGGCCCGGGAGGCUGAUUUCUGCUUCCGUCAGCGUCGAUACCUGGAAAGUGCCCACUGCUAUGCUCAGACCCAGAGCUACUUUGAGGAGAUCGCCCUGAAGUUCUUGGAGGCCCGGCAGGAGGAGGCUCUGGCUGAGUUCCUGCAGCGAAAACUAGGUAGUUUAAAGCCAGGUGAGCGUACCCAGGCCACGCUGCUGACCACCUGGCUGACAGAACUCUAUCUGAGCCGGCUUGGGGCUCUGCAGGGUGACCCAGAGGCCCUGAAUGUCUACCGGGAGACACGGGAGCGCUUCCGCACCUUUCUCAGCAGCCCUCGCCACAAGGAGUGGCUCUUUGCCAGUCGAGGCUCUAUCCAUGAGCUGCUUGCCAGUCAUGGGGACACGGAGCACAUGGUGUACUUUGCCGUGAUCAUGCAGGACUAUGAACGGGUGGUGGCAUACCACUGCCAGCAUGAGGCCUAUGAGGAGGCCUUGGCUGUGCUUGGCCGCCACCGUGACCCCCAGCUCUUCUAUAAGUUCUCACCCAUCCUCAUCCGUCACAUCCCCCGCCAGCUGGUAGAUGCCUGGAUUGAGAUGGGCAGCCGGCUGGAUGCCCGGCAACUCAUCCCUGCCCUGGUGAACUAUAGCCAGGGAGGUGAGGCCCAGCAGGUGAGCCAGGCCAUCCGCUACAUGGAGUUCUGUGUGAAUGUGCUUGGGGAGACUGAGCAGGCCAUUCACAACUACCUGCUGUCACUGUAUGCCCGUGGCCAACCAGCCUCUCUGCUGGCCUACCUAGAGCAGGCUGGUGCCAGCCCGAAUCAUGUGCAUUAUGACCUCAAGUAUGCACUCCGGCUCUGCGCUGAGCACGGCCACCACCGUGCUUGUGUCCAUGUCUACAAGGUACUGGAGCUGUAUGAGGAGGCUGUGGACUUGGCUCUGCAGGUGGACGUGGACCUGGCUAAGCAGUGUGCAGACUUGCCUGAAGAAGAUGAGGAACUGCGCAAGAAACUGUGGCUCAAGAUCGCUCGACAUGUAGUACAGGAAGAGGAAGAUGUGCAGACAGCCAUGGCCUGCCUGGCCAGCUGUCCCUUGCUCAAGAUUGAGGAUGUGCUGCCUUUCUUCCCUGAUUUUGUCACGAUCGACCAUUUCAAGGAGGCAAUCUGCAGCUCACUUAAGGCCUAUAACCAGCACAUUCAGGAGCUGCAGCGGGAGAUGGAAGAGGCCACAGCCAGUGCCCAGCGCAUCCGGCGCGAUUUGCAGGAGCUUCGAGGCCGCUAUGGCACUGUGGAACCUCAGGACAAAUGUGCUACCUGUGACUUCCCCCUGCUCAACCGCCCUUUUUACCUCUUCCUCUGUGGCCACAUGUUCCAUGCUGACUGCCUGCUGCAGGCUGUGCGGCCUGGCCUGCCUGCCUAUAAACAGGCCCGGCUUGAGGAACUGCAACGAAAGCUGGGGGCUGCACCGCCCCCAGUCAAGGGCUCUGCCCGGGCCAAAGAGGCUGAAGGUGGAGCUGCUACUGGGGGGCCCAGCCGGGAACAGCUCAAGGCUGACCUAGAUGAACUGGUGGCUGCUGAGUGCGUGUACUGUGGGGAGCUGAUGAUCCGCUCCAUUGACCGGCCCUUCAUUGACCCCCAGCACUACAAGGAGGAGUACCUCAGCUGGCUGUAGGAGGAUGUCCUCAAGUGCACAGGCAAGGGGAGCAGCUGCUUGUGCCACUCUGGAAAGGCCACACCUGGUCUGUGCUCAGUCUUGAAGCAGUGUGUGCCCAGUGCAAGUGGGAGUCAUUCUGCCAGCCUCCUGCUGUGCUUCAGACCUGCCUUAGACUGCUGUCCCCCAGGCCUUCAGCCCAUUCCUACCCCUGUGUCUAACAGCUCCUUUGUCCUUGUCACUUCCCACCCUCACCUUUUGGACUGAGAGUAUCCUCCAUUCUGUGGCCACUGGACCUACCUCUUCUUCCCAGGGGAAGCUGUCUCCUCUGCCCUGUGCAUCCUGGAAGCGGAAAGGCAGCCCUCCCAGGCCUGGGCCCUCCAGGGUUCAGGUGUGAGGAGUCCCUGGGGCUGAGGGCCUCCUGGGGACAGUGGGAAUAGUGAUCGAUGGGGAGCAUUAAAUUAAUUGCUGUGCUGGCAGCUCUGAAA
Heterocephalus glaber (naked mole-rat) is the source of this 3649-nucleotide messenger RNA. It is a transcript of the gene Vps18, whose product is annotated as VPS18 core subunit of CORVET and HOPS complexes. NCBI's taxonomy places the organism in Eukaryota, Metazoa, Chordata, Mammalia, Rodentia, Bathyergidae. The record is from RefSeq and is a predicted model, not a curated record. Gene Ontology annotation, cellular component: HOPS complex; endosome. Gene Ontology annotation, biological process: intracellular protein transport; endosome to lysosome transport; lysosome organization. Gene Ontology annotation, molecular function: protein-macromolecule adaptor activity.